GCGGCACUCUUCGUCCGCCUCUCAGAACAACUGUCUGCUCGCGCGCUCGGCAUGGCCAGGGGAUAGCAAAGAAAAUUGAACCCCUGCACCGAAUCGUCUGAACGGGGCGUGCGAAACCGAUCCGUGCCCCGCUCACCGAACGAAGAAAAGAGACGUUCUGUGUGAAAUUGUUCAGCAAGAAUAAUAAUUGCCGCGCCAGUGAUACAAUUAUUUUAUUUAUAUUUUCGAAACUGAAGAGUUAGAAGAAGAAUUAGCAGAAGAUGGACCGUCAAGUCCAGCAACAGAAACAACAGUCGAGCACCUCGAGCAGCAGGACCGUCCAGCAGGUGUCCAGCACCCAGCAACAGUUCAGCAGGGUGGAACAACAUGUCACCCGCCAGGUCGUCACUCAGCAGCAGCAGAGAACAGUGCAAGGCGUAGUGUACCAGCAGUCGACGCCCGUUGCCUUCGCACCGACGCCGACCCCUGCCUAUGCCCCGACCCCCACCCUCGCCCCGACACCGACAUUCGCCCCAACGCCCACUUUCGGCCGCCCGGGGGAUGCCACGCCACCCGUCUUCGAACAGAUUUUCCGCAAUGCCAGAUUUGCACAGGAUGGCAAUGCGACCUUCGAAGGACGCGUGCGCGGCAACCCCACGCCGACCGUCGCGUGGACAAAGCAGGGUGUUGCCAUUCACGAGUCGGCCAAAUACAAAAUGCGUUAUGACGAGGUUAAGGGAGACGUGUCGCUGGUGAUCGUGCAGAUUGGCCCUGGCGACGAGGGCGAGUACACAUGCACGGCGACCAACCAGUACGGAGAGGCCAUCUGCUCGAUCCGCAUUCAGCCCGAGGGCCAAGGAUACCCCGGCAUGCGGACGCUGCACCAGCAGCAGCAGCAACAACAACAGAUUCAGCAGCAGCAGCAACAACUGCAGCAGCAAACUUCGACUGUGAUCCAGGGCGGCUACCGCAAGGAAUUUGCACAGACCUUCGAGUCGGCCCAGCAGGUGACUGGAACCCAAGAGACUUCAUACCAGAAAAGCUCCUCGUUUGGCCGAACGUCGGUUACGAACGGCACCAACGGCCACGUCAGCACCGUGACAAGCUCGUCGAUCGAGGAGGACUUCAAGGUGGACACUUUCGAGUACAGACUGCUGCGCGAGAAGGAGUACCGCCAAUCGAUCACGCGUCGAGAGGCUGGAGAGGCGGACGCCGAGGUGGCGCAGGGCGCCUCGCAGGGCCCCAUUGCGCCCCCGCAGAUCGCACAGAAGGCGCGCAACUCAAAGCUGCUGGAAGGCUCCGACGCCACCUUCUCAGUCAAAGUCUCCGCCAACCCUCCGCCAAGGCUUUCUUGGUUCAAAAACGGUGUGCGCAUUCAACUGACCGACAAGUACGAGAGCACCUACUCCAACCAGUCGGCCACACUGAACAUCAAGAAAGUCAAGGCAGACGACAGCGGACACUACACCCUUCUCGCCGAGAACCCCCAAGGCUGUGUUGUUUCAUCUGCCUUUUUGGCAAUCGAACCCACUGGGGCUUAUGAUGAGCACCUCAGAAGCCACAUUGAAAGCACGCAGCAAAUCCAGAGCCAGCAGAUCACGCAGCAGGAAACGGCCGAGGAGAGCAGCAAGAGCCUGGCUCCCAACUUCCUGCGCGUCUGCACUGACCGCGAAGUGACCGAGGGCAAGAUGACCCGCUUCGACUGCAGGGUCACCGGCAGACCAUAUCCUGAGGUCACGUGGUACUUGAACGGAAGACCAAUCUGCGACGACACCACGCACAAGGUGCUGGUCAAUGAGUCAGGCAACCACGCUCUCAUGAUCACCAACGUGCACCGCACCGAUGCUGGAACCAUCACUUGCGUUGCCCGCAACAAGUCGGGCGAGACCAGCUUUGAGUGCCAGCUGAACGUUGUGGAGAAGGAGCAGGUGGUGGCGCCCAAGUUUGUCGAGCGCUUCACCACCGUCACUGUCAAGCAGGGCGAGCCUGUUGUUUUAACCGCCCGUGCUGUUGGAACACCCAUCCCACGCAUUACUUGGCAGAAGGAUGGCGUUCCCGUCGCUUCUGGCCCAGAACUGAUUAUUUCCACUGAGGGCGGCGCGUCCACCCUCGACAUAGGCUGUGCCAAAAUCUCGGACGCUGCGUGGUAUCAGUGCACCGCGCAGAACAUCGCCGGCUCCACUGCCACGCGCGCCCGUCUCUUUGUCGAGACGCCCAAGGGCACCACUCCAGAGCCGAGGCGCCUCAACCUCCCUCGCCCCACGAGAAUCAUUGAGCCAGAGAUUGCUCCUGGUCCUGAGGUGAUCUUCCUCAAGCCAGUGGAGCGCGCAAAGCCGCACACUCCGCAGCCAGAGCCUGAAAAGCAAUAUCCCCCUCCCCAGUUUGUGGUGCCCUUGCAGGACAUCGCCCAGUCCGAGGGAGGAAGAAUCAAGUUUGAGGCUCGGGUUGAGCCCAACAACGACCCCACCCUCACUGUUGAGUGGUUCGUCAAUGGACACCCUCUUCCUGCUAGCUCUCGCGCAAACACUUCUUUCCGCUUCGGCUACAUUUCGCUUGAGCUCAUGUCCAUCAUCUACGAGGACAGCGGCGAGUACUUGUGCCGUGUGACCAGCGCCUCAGGCGUGGCCCAGUCGCAGGCUUUACUGUCAGUGAACGCCAGAGCCACCAUCGAGCAGCAGAGCCAGUAUCCGGACAGUCUGCAGUACAUUCAGCAGCUUGAGGACUACUCAAAGUACCAGAGGACCGAGAGCAUUGACGAGUCCGUCCACCAACGCCCCAACUUUGUCAAGCCCCUGCACGACCUGGGCGACAUUGCUGAAGGUCGCAACGCGCACUUCGAGGCCCAGUUGACGCCCGUCAGCGACCCGACCAUGCGUCUCGAGUGGUACAAGGACGGCCGGGCAAUCACUGCCAGCUCCAGGAUCACGACCAUCUUCAACUUUGGCUACGUUUCGCUCAACAUCAUGCACCUGAGAACUGAGGACGCCGGCACUUACACCGUUCGCGCGUACAACGCCCUUGGAGAGGCCGUCAGCAGCUCUGCUUUGAGAAUUAUUUCCCGUGGAAGUGUGACCGCCGACCUGGGAAUUCCUGAGCAGCAGCGUUACAUUGAGAAGAUCAGCGAACUCGAGGCCUACCAGCAGCAGCAGUACUCCAAGUACGCUGUUGAGGCCGAGGAGUCCGUGGACGCUCCCACCUUCAAAACUGGCAUCAAGGAGCAGAAGAGCAUCCGCGAGGGCGGAUUUGCCCACUUUGAAGCUCGUCUUGAGCCAGUCGGCGACUCUUCAAUGAGAGUCGAGUGGUACAAGGACGGAAAGCCUGUUGAAGCCAGCUCAAGGAUUACAAGCUUCUUCAACUUUGGCUAUGUAGCCCUCACAAUCAAAUAUGUGACCAUCCAUGACGUCGGCAUUUACACGUGCCGCGCCGUCAACGCAGCCGGACAGGCUGAGACCAGCGCCCCAUUGACCGUCAUUAGCAAGAAUGACGUUCAGUUUGAGACCCAACAUCCUGACGGUCUUGAGAAAAUUCAAUAUUUGGAAGAUUCAAGCCGCUAUGGCCGCACCACCCAGGAGGAGGUAAUUGCCCUGCAGAAGCCGCGUUUCCUUGGCCAGCUCAAGGGCACCAACAAAAUUGUUGAGGGUCAGCGUGCGCACUUUGAGGUGCGCAUCGAGCCUCUGAACGACACCACCAUGCAGGUUGAGUGGUACCACAACAACACGGUCAUCAUGAGUGCCAGCCGCGUGCAGACGUACCACGAUUUUGGCUACGUUGCUCUGGACAUCGUCGCCGUCCGCUCCGAGGACGCUGGCACUUACACGGUGGUUAUUCGCAAUGCUUUGGGAGAGGCGCACAUGUCAACCACCAUGGAAGUUGAAACUCGUUCCAGCAUCGACACUUCCACUAUGCACCGCAUGACGGUUGAAAAGACGCGCCACCUGGAAGAAUCAAAAUUCCAGGAGCCGCAGUACAACAUCGAGGAAGUUUCUCGCUCCAAGCCAAUCUUCACCCAGCCACUGACUGACCCGAAGCCAGUUUCUGAGGGCAAGAAUAUCCAUCUGGAGUGCAGACUGGAGCCCAUGGGAGAUCCCACAAUGAGAGUCGAGUGGUACUUCAACGGAAAGGCCAUCACAGUUGGCUCAAGAUUCAAGACUUAUUACGACUUUGGAUACAUCGCUUUGGACAUUGUCCACUGCACCACCUUCGACUCGGGCGAGUACACAGUGCGCGCCGUCAACAGUCUUGGUGAAGCACAUACCUCUUCGUGCGUGAGGAUUGUGAGUCGCGAGGGUGUCGACAAAGAUACUUUGAACGAAGCAGCUCUCCAGCAAAUCUACCUGCUGGAAGACCACGCGGCUCGCAGCAACCAGUACUCGCACGGUUUGGAGGAGGUCCAGGUGCAGCAGGUGCCGCAGUUCACCAAGCCCCUGCACAAUGUUGACCUGAUCGAGGGCACCAACGUGCAUCUCGAGUGUCGCCUUCAGCCCGUUAACGACCCCUCGAUGAGAGUCGAGUGGUAUGUCAACGGCAGGCCCAUCAAGACUGGACACCGCUUCCGUCCGGCGCACGACUUUGAUUAUGUUGCGCUCGACCUUCUGAGCGUCUACCCUGAGGAUUCUGGCGUGUACAGCUGCCAGGCGUACAACAUGCUCGGUGAAGCGGUGACUUCAUGCUCCGUUAAAGUUAUUGCCAAGAGGGAUCUGAUUUUGGACUCUCAGCACCAGACUGGUCUGGAAAAAAUGCAGUACCUCGAGGACUCCUCUCGCUACCGCAAGCAAGAAGUGACUGAGGAACUGGUGAACGUCAAGCCUCGCUUUGUCACCAAGCCCAAGAGCUUUGAUAACAUGCGCGAAGGCCAGCACUGCCACUUUGAGUGCAAAUUGGAGCCCGUCACUGACACCAAUUUGAAAGUCGAAUGGUACAAAAAUGGAAGGCCAAUCACAGUUGGUCACCGCUUCAGACCCAUCCAUGACUUUGGCUAUGUUGCCCUGGACAUUAUUGAUUUGAUUGCCGAGGAUUCUGGCAUUUACACUUGCCGUGCUGUAAACAUGAUGGGUGCUGACGAAACCAACUGCAACUUGAAAGUUACAAGCUCGUCUCAAAUUAUCACCACCACGCAAAACCAGAGCAACAUGGAGCAGCUGCAAUAUUUGGAGGACAGGUCGAACCGCUUCCGCAGCGAAUACUACGAGGAGUCCACCACUCAGGCUCCAGUGUUUACCUCUUCGAUCAAAAAUAUUGUCAUCAAGGAGGGUCAACGAGCGCACUUUGAGUGCCGCCUGAUUCCAGUUUCCGACCCAACAAUGAAGGUCGAGUGGUUCCACAACAAUGUUCCGCUGAAAACUGGAUCCAGAUUCACCGAGACCAACGCAUUUGGCUUUGUUGCUCUUGACAUCAUGUACGCUUACCCUGAGGACUCUGGCACCUACACCUGCAGAGCGAGCAACGCAAUGGGACAGGCCAUCACAUCAGCAACUCUUGGCGUGCAAUCCAAAAAGUCUAUCUAUCUGGAGACGCAGCACGAGUCUGCAAUGACCAAGAUAAAUUAUCUUGAGGGUUACAACAAGAGUGCGCCCACUCCUGCUCCGGACGAAAAUGUGGCACAAGCGCCUGUUUUCACACAGCCUGUCCGAGAUCUUAAGGUGGCUGAAAACCAAGCCGCCCACUUUGAGGCAAGGUUGAUUCCCGUCGGUGACCCCAAACUUAAGGUUGAGUGGCUUAGGAACGGAGUUCCCAUCCAAGCUUCUAAUCGUGUCACCACAAUGCACGACUUUGGAUAUGUGGCUCUCAACAUGAAAUAUGUAUAUCCUGAGGACUCUGGAACUUACACUUGCAGAGCCGUGAAUGAUCUGGGGCAGGCGGUGACCUCAUCACAGCUCAUUUGCCUUUCUAAGGAAUCGAUCAUCAGAGAGAUUGAAUCUCUGCAGUACGAAGAGGAUUCGUCUCGCUUGACGAGAACUGAGGACAUGGAAAAGAUUGUGACUCAGGCUCCGAAGUUUGUCACAAAACUCAACGGGCCAACUCAGCUGAAUGAGGGACAGAGUGCCCACUUUGAGUGCAGAAUCGAGCCUUAUCCCGAUCCAAACCUGAAGGUUGAGUGGUACCACAAUGGCCAGCCUCUGCAGACUGGCCACAGGUUCCGCACAACCUACGAUUUUGGCUUCUCUGCACUUGACAUUUUGACUGUUUAUGCCGAGGAUGAAGGCGAAUAUUUGUGCAUUGCUACCAACCGCAUUGGCAAGGCUAGCUCCAGCAUUAAGAUCACUGUGAAAUCCAAGGAGUCCAUCAGCUACGAAACACAGCAUGAAGGUGCUCUGCAGAAAAUCCAGUACCUCGAGGGAGACAGACGCACCGCCAGAGAGGAGGAAGAAGGCGCUAUUAACGAAAAGCCACAGUUUGGAAGACCACUGCGUAAUUUGGACAAUCUAACAGAGGGUCAGUGUGCCCAUCUGGAAGCCACUCUCACUCCUGUCAAUGAUCCAACAAUGAGAGUCGAGUGGUACUGCAAUGGUCGUCCAAUUCCUCAAGGUCAUCGUUUCAAGACAACUUAUGACUUUGGAUUUGUUGCUCUUGACGUUCUGUACGCGUACCCUGAGGAUUCUGGCACUUACAUGUGCAAAGCUCGCAAUGCCAUUGGCGAAGCUAUUACAACUUGCUCAAUCAAGGUUAAACCCGAAGCUGGUAUUCAGCUCGAAACUCUGGAUGAGGACAGGCUGAAGAAGAUCAGAACUUUGGAAGCUUAUGCACGUCCACUGAAGGAGGAAGUUGAUGCUGUUCCUCAAAAGCCAGUGUUUGUCACUGCACUCAACAGCUUGCAAAACGUCAAGGAGGGUGAGCACUCUCAUCUGGAAUGCCGUGUGGAGCCAAUUAAUGAUCCUAACUUGCGCAUCGAAUGGUUCGUGAAUGGAAUUGCAAUCAAGACUGGCCAUCGCUUCCGCACAACCCAUGAUUUCGGUUACGUGGCUCUUGACAUUCUGGACACUUAUUCCGAAGACUCUGGAACCUACAUGUGCAAGGCCACCAACAAUCAAGGAGAGGCUGUUAACACUAGCUCAAUCACAUGUCUUGCACGUCGCAGCAUCUACCUUGACUCUCAGCACCCUGAAGGUCUUGCGAAGAUCCAGGCGCUUGAGGCCCAAGGCCACCAGGGUCGUUUGGAAGUGGACGAGCCUGAGGCAACUCCGCCAAGAUUUGUCACCGAGCUGCAUGGAACAACGCAACUGGCCGAAGGUCAGACAGCUCAUCUUGAGUGCCAAGUUGAGCCCAUUCACGAUCCUAAUCUGAGAAUUGAGAUCUACCACAAUGGAAAGCCCCUACCAUCAGCCUCUCGCUUCCACAUCACCUUCGACUUUGGCUACGUGGCCCUCGACAUGACCCAUCUUGUGCCUGAGGAUAGUGGAGAGUACACUGUGAAGGCAGUCAAUGCACUAGGACACUGCACAACAAAAAUCAGCAUUCAAGUUUCCGGAAAGAGUGGUGUCAUUUUGGAGUCUGCAAGGCCAGAGGGUCUUGAAAAGAUUAAGAGGUUAGAAGGCCAAGGUGCUUUCAUAAGACCCGAGGUCUCUGAACCUGCAACAACUCAGCGCCCUGUGUUCACCGCUCCUCUGCAAAAUAUUGACCCUAUCAACGAGGGUCAAACUGCUCACUUUGAGUGCCGGUUGAUUCCAGUUAAUGACCCAACAAUGAAGGUUGAAUGGUUCAGAAACGAGCAGCCCAUUGAGACAGGUUCCCGCAUCACAAAGACGCAUGACUUUGGAUUCAUUGCUCUCGACAUCAACCACGUCCGCGAUGAUGACGUCGGCGUAUACAUGUGCCGCGCCACAAACGCAUUGGGCGAGGCUGUUACCACUGCGUCCAUGCGCAUCAGAAGCCAGGCAGACAUUCUGCUGGAAACGCAGCAUCCAGAGGGCAUGAGAAAAAUUGCCCAGCUGGAAAUGGGUCAGGAGCCAAGACCAGAGGAGGCUGACAAGGUCUUUGACAAGCCGAUUUUCACUCAAGUCCUCACUGGACCUUCAGAGCUCUGGGAAGGACAAAAUGCUCACUUUGAGUGCAGGGUUGUGCCCGUUGGAGAUCCAAACCUCAAGUUUGAGUGGUUCGUCAACGGUGUUGAACUUAAGCUUGGUUCAAGAUUCAAAUCCACUCAUGAUUUUGGUUUUGUCAACCUGGACAUCAGCGGCUGUGUGCCUGAUGAUUCUGGCUUGUACAUGUGCAAGGCAAGGAAUUUGGCUGGAGAAGCCGUCUCAUCAAAAGCUUUCAAAGUCAAAGUUAAGUCCUCGAUCGACCAGGAUCCACUACAUCCCGAUGCCUGGAAAAAGAUUCAGCUCGCAGAGGCUGAGAAGAACAAAGUCCCAGAAAUGUUUGUUGACACAACACCUAAGCAGGCACCCGUCUUUACCACCCAUCUUUCUAACUUUGACAAAAUCGUUGAGGGACAGCACGUUAAAAUCGAAGCUCAAGUUGAGCCCCGUGCUGACCCCAACCUGCGAGUUGAGUGGUUCAAAAAUGGAAUUUCUCUCACAACUGGUGCAAGAAUCAGGAGCACUUUCGACUUUGGACAUGUUUCUUUGUCCAUCAAUGGUUCACGCGCAGACGAUUCUGGAAUUUACACCUGCAAAGCUGUCAAUCUUCUUGGUGAAGCUGUUUCUACUUGCUCCGUCAAAGUUGAAGAUCGUCACUGGCUAUUGGGAGGCUCUCUGCGUCCCGAUUCUCUACCAAUCAUUGAGGCUCUUGAAACACCAAAAGAUGUCAAAAUCGAGUCUCCGGAACCAGUGUUCGAAUCUCCUGUCUUCAUUACUCAUCUGAACAAUGUUGAACUGAAGGAAGGAGAGACCGCUCACUUCGAAUGCAACGUCGAGCCUUCAAAGGACCCAACGAUGAAUGUUGAAUGGUUUGUGAAUGGCAAGCCCCUGCCCACUGGAUCAAGAUAUAAGUCCACAUACGACUUUGGAUAUGUUGGCCUUGAUAUCACAGGAUGCUAUCCUGAAGACGCUGGAAUCUACAGCUGCAAGGCCACCAACAACAAAGGACACGCUGUCACAACUGGAAGCCUGCGUUGCACAUCCAAAACUGACAUUUAUCUGGAUACACAGCAUCCGCAAGGACGUGCUGGUCUUGAAGCUGUGCAAGAAGCAGAAGAAGCAUUGGCUAGCAGAAGCCAGAGGCAACCCUCUGAAGCUGAGCCUGAAUAUCCCAAGCCAGUAUUUGUUGUUCCAUUGGAACCGCAGUUUAAUUUGGGAGAAGCAGAGCCACUGCACCUUGAGUGCCAGGUCGAACCCAAGAAUGAUCCAAAUCUCAAAGUUGAAUGGUUCUUCAAUGGAAAAGCUUUGGACCAUGGAUCAAGAUUCAAAAUUACAACCGACUUUGGAUUUGUCACUCUUGACCUGGUUGAGGUCUAUGAGCGUGAUCAAGGCAUUUACACAUGCAAGGCAGUCAACAAGCAGGGAGAAGCUUUCACAUCGACCACUAUCUACUGCACUGGCAAAGAGGGUCUCAUUGAGAAAACUCAGCAUCCUAAGGGAGAGGAAGGUCUUGAAAAGAUCAAGGAGCUUGAAGACUCUAUGGGCAACGCGGGUGCACCAUCUGCCGAUUCCGAUGAAGGCAAAGCGCCAGAAUUCACUUCUCAGUUCCAAAAUCUGUCCAACCUCAGUGAAGGUGAAAUUGCUCACUUUGAAGCGUCGCUCACUCCCGUCGGUGACCAAACUAUGGUCGUCGAAUGGUUCUACAAUGGCGAGGUUCUCAAGGCAAGCCACCGGGUGCGCACUGUUUACGCAUUUGGAAUGGUUGUGCUUGAAAUUUUGGGAACCAAGAUUGAAGAUUCCGGAGAGUACACAUGCAAAGCGACAAACAAAUGGGGCAAGGCUGAAAUCAGUCUCAAUCUUGAUUGCGUUGACAAGCUCAAGGGACAAAAGCCUCAGUUUACAAGCCAAAUUCAGAGCAUUGAGGGGCUCAAAGAUGGAGAUUCCGCUCACUUUGAGUGCACUCUUAUUCCUGUUGGAGACCAGAACCUCAAGGUUGAAUGGUUCCACAACGGACAGCCACUGCGCCAUUCUUCCCGCAUCAAGUCGGUAUCCGACUUUGGAUUUGUCGUAUUGGACAUUGCCUAUGUUCAGAGCCAAGAUUCUGGAGAGUACGUUUGCAAGGCGACAAACAAGUAUGGAGAGGACACCACCAAGGCAUUCAUUAAGUGCGCUGGCAAGGGAGGAGUGUAUCUCGAAUCGCUGCAGCCAGAAUCUUUGGCUCGCAUCAGAGAACUGGAAGCUCAAGGCAAAGCAGCCCCGAAUCUUACCUCCCCUUCGGCUGAGCCUCCCAAGUUCACCAAACACAUCACCAACGUUGAAACCCUCAGCGAGGGCCAGAGUGCCCACUUUGAGGCAAGGUUGACUCCUGUAGCCGAUCCUACUCUUACUGUUGAGUGGUACUUCAACGGCAAGAAGUUGCCCACUGGACACCGCUACAGGACCUUCCACGACUUUGGCAUUGUCAUUCUGGAUAUUUUGUACUGCUACGAGGAGAAUUCUGGCGAGUACGAGUGCCGUGCAGUCAACAAAGUUGGGUCUGAUGUGACAAAGGCAACGCUGAAGUGCAAGUCUAAGGCAAAUCUCAUUCUCGACUCUCAACUGCCUCAGGGCAUGGAGGGAGGUUUGCAAAAGAUUCAAAAUCUUGAGGACUCUGCGUUUAGAUCAAGAGACGAACGAGGCACUGACCACACGGGCAAGGCACCUGUAUUCACAGUUCCUCUUGCAAACAUCGACAAUCUUAGAGAAGGAGAGAGUUCCCACUUUGAGGCAAAGCUCACUCCUACUGAUGAUCCUAAACUGACGGUUGAAUGGUUCUGGAAUGGAAAGCCACUUAAAAUUGGAUCUAGAUUCCGCACAUUCUAUGACUUUGGUUUUGUCAUUUUGGAAAUUUCACCAGUCUACCCUGAAGAUACAGGAGAGUACUCUUGCAGAGCCACAAACGAAUAUGGCGAGGCAGUGACCUCAGCAAUUAUGAGAGUACAAGGAAAGCGAAGCAUUAUCUUUGAAUCACAGCUGCCAAAGGGCAUGGAGCGCACCAUUGAGAAAAUUGCUGAGCUUGAAGGUCUCAAUGCUGACCAAAGACCAUUGCCCACCGAUGACGACACUGGAAAGCCCCCUGAGUUUGUCACCAAUCCAAGUGACCUUAUUCUCGCUGAGAACUCUCUGGCUCACUUCGAGUGCCGCCUCACUCCAGUCAACGAUCCCAGCAUGCGAGUGGAUUGGUUCCACAACGGAAAGGCUUUGUGGGCCGGCUCAAGGAUCAAAACCAUCAACGACUUUGGAUUUGUCAUUCUUGAGGUUGCCGGCGUUUACCAGAGAGACUCAGGAUUGUACACAUGCAAGGCCACAAACAGGCACGGAGAGGCAAGUGUCAGCUGCAAGCUGCAGGUCAGAGGUCGCCAGGGCAUCGUUCUGGAACCUCAGCUGCCUUCGAGAUUCCAGUCUGGAACAGAGAGCCUGCUGAAAUUGGAAGAAACUUUGCACAAACGGGAUGAGAUUAUGCCUGAGGACGAGAAACCAGAUCCACCAAGAUUCACAGUUGAGCUCAAGGACGUGCUGAACGUGGCCGAGGGCGCCGCAGCCCACUUUGACUGCAGAGUUGAGCCAGUCGGUGACUCAACCAUGAGGAUCGAUUGGUUCCUCAACGGACGUCCGUUCCCAUUCGGAUCUCGCGUGCACACCAUCAACGACUUUGGCUAUGUGGUGCUUGACCUUGACUGGACCUAUCCUAGAGAUUCUGGAGAGGUGCUCUGCAGAGCUGUUAACAAAUGGGGAUCUGCCACCACAAAGGCACAGCUCACUUGCAAAGCCAAGAGAGGAAUUGUCAUGGAGACUCAAUUGCCCGAAGGAUUGGUGGGAGAAAAGUUGGCCGAUCUUGAGAAGGGCAAUUACAAUCCCAUCAUCAAGGAGGAUGUGCCUCUCACGCCACCCAAGUUUAUUACACAGAUUGAGAGUGUCGGCAUGACUGAAGGAGAACCGGUUCACUUUGAAUGCCACGUUGAGCCGAAGUUUGACCCGAACCUCAAAAUUGAGUGGUUCCACAAUGGCAAGCUCCUGUCCUCAGGACAUCGCUUCAGAACAACCUACGACUUUGGCUUUGUCUCCAUGGACGUCCUCUACGCCUACUCUGAAGAUUCUGGCGAGUACGUCUGCAAAGCCACAAACGAGCUUGGCUCCGACACCACGAAAGCUAAAGUUGUGUGCAAAAAGCUUCCUUCCGUCCUGCUGCACAACCAGGUGCCUAGGGGCAUGAAGAAGUCUGAGGCUUUGAUGCAGAUGGAAGCGACCAUCAAAAAGUACACUUCUGAAGUCCAUCUGACUGAGGAUGAUCUGUACGACGCAGACAAGAAACAGCCGCCUCGAUUUGUCACUCAAAUCAAGAGUCAGACCGAAUUGGUUGAGAUGGAGAGCACCAAGUUUGAGUGCCAGCUGGCCCCUGUUGGAGAUCCUAACAUGAAAGUGGAGUGGUUCUUCAACGGCAAGCCUUUGUCUCACAAAAAUCGCUUCACUCCGAUUUACGACUUUGGCUAUGUGGCGAUGAACUUUGGCUGGGUCUAUCCAGAGGACAGCGGUGAAUACCUGUGCCGAGCGACCAACUUGUACGGCAUGGAUGAGACCAAGGCCAUUAUCAAAACGGCCGGAAAGCCUGGCAUUGUUUACGAAUCUCAGCUGCCAAAGGGCAUGAAGAGUAUUGAGCGCAUUAGAGAGAUGGAGGCCGCCUGGCAAGUUGUGCCAGAAGAGCCUGACGAGGACGACAAGCCAAAGCAGGCGCCUGUGUUCGCUCUGAAACCAGACCCUGUAAUGGUUGAGGAAGGCAGAAUCGCCAGAUUCACUUGCCGCGUCCUUGGUCAUCCCAAGCCACGAGUGAUGUGGCUGGUCAACGGACACACUGUUCUUAAUGGUACUCGUUACAAGCUGAACUUUGACGGCAUGUACCACAUGGACAUCCCGAAGGCGCGCCAGUACGACACUGGCAAGGUAGAGGUGAUUGCCCGCAACUCAUCCGGCGAGGCUUAUGCCACAGUCGAGUUGACUGUUAACGCGCGUUACGACGACUUCCGCAGCGUGCUGAAGAAUUCACCAAGGCAAAUUGUUGGAACUCCGGAAUACAGAAAGCCAUUGUGGGUAACAGAAAUGGAAGCUUUGGCAGAGAGAUUGAGUGCACAAGAGGCACCUCCAUCAUUUGUCCAAGAUCUGACUGACAAAAGAGGCAAAGAGGGCGAGUCUAUUAAAUUUGAAUGUCAAUUCUCAGGAACACCUAAGCCAGAAUGUGUCUGGCUACAUGACGACAAAUUAAUCAAGCCAUCCAAGAAUAUCAAAAUUACAAUUAAGGACAACAAAACCUCUUGUCUUAUCAUCAGCGCCGAGCGAGAAAAUGAAGGCGUUUAUACGUGCAAAGCUGAAAGCUCUAUUGGAACUGCAAUAACCAAAGCCUCCCUAUACUGCCACGACCUGACCGAGGAGGAAAAAGAAAAACUAGAAGCUAAGAAACGCGCAGAGCUGGAGGUGAAAAAGAAAGCUGAAGCCAAAAAGAAGAGACUCGAAAUAGAAAAGAGACUUUUCGAAGCAGAAAAAAAGAGGCAGGAUGAGGAGCACAAGGCUAAGAAAAAGGCUAUUGAAGAAGCCAGAGAGAAAAAGGCAGAGGAGGAAGCGCAGCAAAAGCAGAGAGAUAAGGAGGCUCGCGAACAGGCUCGUCUCCGCAAACAAGAAGAGAGGAAACGAGGCAAGACCGAAGUCAAGGCGGAGAGCGUUACAUUAAAAAAAGUGGACCAAACACAGCUGGAGCAGCAAAGGGCCGAACAUGUACCGAUCGAGGAAACUCUUGAGUUCCAAAACAAAGCAGCCAAGAAGGCGAAAGCUCACGCUAAGCAAGAUGAAAAUGAGGGUGUUUCCGUGACCCAUGUCCAAAGUGAGCAAUCUACUGGCGAGCUGACUAUGCAGCAGAAGAAGGAGCGCAGGGCGAAGCGAAUGUCUAUUCCGGAGGCCGAAAGAGCGACCGUGACAACAACUAGCACAGAAUCUGCAUAUGUCGAAAGCAUGAUGGAAUUCAUUGGUGUUGAGGAUUUCAGCGCAGAAGCUGAAGAGCCACUUAGGGAUCUGGCAAAGAUCAGUUUCCGUACCAGAAUGGGUGUAAGCACAGAAGAGGUGACGGCUGCCUACGAGGCAGGAGAGUUCCCUGCUUUAAGGGCGCCGGAGGCUCAGAUGGCGAUGGUGCAGCUGGUUGAGCGAGAGGGCUUUGGUGCUCUAAUCGCCGAGGUGGUUGCCGAGGAGAAUGUGGCUGAAGAACAGCUUGCUGCAACCGGCUUCAGAGCUCUAAUGAGAGUUGUAGAGCAGGGCAGCGCCCAAAUCGAGGAAGUCAUGACGCACAUUGAACCAGAGGACUUUUUCUGGGAGGAACGGACAGAGCAUGCCCAACAGGGUGCAUACAAUGUAGAGUAUGGAACCGCCGUUGGCUCAUCGGCCGAUGUAAAAGAAAUAAGAAAAAGGCUGAUAAAGAAAAGGAUUGUGGCGGAAAAUGAAGAAAAAACUGACGAAGAAACCAUCCAGAAAUCUCUGACACAAAUCAAAAUAAACACAUCAAACGAUGAGGCCGGCGUUACAAUCACAGAGCUACCGACAGAGGAGCCAGACAACACUUUGGCACUAGUGGACACCACAAAAUCACAGGUCAAAACUAAAGGAAAACCCACAAUAGAAACUAUGAAAUUCACUGAAAUGACAGAAGAACGAAAUACAAUAGACACAAAAGCCACCAAGAACAUAGGUAGAAAAGGAAGCGAAGAAAUCGAGGAGGAAGACAUCACUAAACGAACCGUGGUUAAAAAGACGAAGAAAAGUCCCAAGAAAGAAAGAGAUGAAGCAGAAAUUGACAUCAUUGUUCGUGAAGAAAGCGAUGGUUUGCAGAUGAAAAAGAAAACGACAAAAAUGGUAGUCGAAGCACUACUUUCAAAGAAUGACUUUGAGGAAAUUUUAUUUGAGGAGGCAGGUAAAUACGAGUCAAAUGCAGACAUUGAGCAAAAGCUUCCAGCCCUUCAAAGAACAAACCAAAUGAUUAACACGGUUUCAUCUUCCCACGCUACUCAAUUCGAUGUGUCUCAAGAAAUUGGUAGUGCAGUUUGCAAAUUUGAUACAACCAGUGCUCUGCAACUUCAGGAAGUCACUCCACAGGAGUUUACUGGCAACUAUACCUCUAACAAAGAUAUUGAGAAAAAGGUGCCUGCGCUUUUGAGCACUAAGCGGCUAAUAGAAAGCACUCCAAUCUGUGAAACAAGCAAUUUUGAUAUCGCUGAUCAACCUUCAGUGGUACAACCAACAUUAUCACCUGCAACUGCUAUUCAGCAGCAGGAAAUUGUAGCCCAGGAAAACCCUGACCAUUUUAGUAAGGAGAGAAAAACAGAAGAAAAAAUUGCUUUAUUGCAAACCUCAGCGGAAUCAAUUGAAAACUUGUCAAUCAGUCAAAGUGCCGAAUUUCAUACUUCAACUGAGAAACUUAUUGCAACAAGAAGACUCUCGACUACAACGGCCGUCCUUCAGGAGCAAGUCGUUGCCAGCGAGCAGUCGGGAAGUUAUUCCUCAAAUAGGGAUUUGCACAAGCAAGUUUUGUCAACGCAAACGCCAAUAGAUUCAAUGGAAGUAAACUCCUCAUUAGUAACUUGCGAAAUUGACACCAAACCUCCUGCAGACGUUCCAAUUCCAUCUACUUCUUUGGCAUUUGCAUUACAGCAACAAGAAGUUACGGCUCAUGAAAACGUUACGAAACAAAGCACUGAUAUUUUUCCAGAGCAUAGAUUAUCAACGCUAUAUACGAUUGAUGAAAAUUUAGAAGUGACCGCCACCCAGCAGACUUGCGAAAUAAAUACUGCUAAAGAAUUAACUACUGCUAACCAGAACCUUUCAUUGGUUAAUUCGGUCGUCCAAGGGGUCGUAAUUCCAACUGAGCAAACUGAACUUUGUUUAUCCAGCAAAGAAGGCGAAGUAAAAGCACCAUUAUUAUCAUCCAUGCAGGAAAUUAACGAAGCCAUUUCUUCGUCUCAAACUUGCGAGAUUAAUUUGUAUGAAGAGAAAAAAAGUGCCUCUUCAGUUAUGUCCACCGCUUCAGCGUUACAGCAAAGCGAGGUAAUAGCAACUGAGCAGACGGGCGACCACAAAACACUGGAUAACGGUGUAAAAAUUUCAUCUCUUCACAUACCGAAGGAUGUAAGCGAGGUUGCGCCGGAGAUUCAGACAUGCGAACUGGACCAAAGGAAAAUUGAGGAAAAAGCGACAAGUAAAUUUGAUACUACAAAUUCUCUUCAGCAACAAGAAGUUUUGCUAAGCGAAGAAACUGAAAUUUACACAUCAAAUCACGAUAUUGAAAACAAAAUUUCCGCUAUUCAACUGACACAGGAUAAAAUUGAAACUAUGCCAGAGUCCCAAACGUGUGAAAUUGACACAUCAAAAGAAAUUGGCCAAGCAAGCAGCUUAUACACUUCUGCAAAUGCAAUUACUCAAGCCAUCAUAAUUGCAAAUGAAGACGCUGGUUCGUAUUCAACAAAUAAAGAUAUUGAAAAGAGGAUUUCAGCACAGCAGAGCACUCCACAGAGGAUUGAAAGCGUUCCUGAGCAAAUUUCUUGCGAACUUGACGUGGUGCAUGAAGAGAGAGGAAAUGCAAUCAAUAAACUGUCAACAGCAAAUGCACUCAGCCAACAAGUUGUAUUUACGAAUGAAGCGACCAAAAAUUACAAAUCAAACUUGGAUUUGGCUAAAAAAAUUCCUCUUACGCUUACACCCAAGGAGUCAAUUGAAACAAUGCAGACUGCGCGGCUCUGCAACUGGGAAGCAAAAUUGACUGAUCAGGAAAAGGGCACUCCAAAGUUAUCUACAGCAAGUGCUAUUAGCCAACAAUUCACAGUAACUCAAGAGCACUCUGAAGGGCUGACCGCAAUUAAGGGCAAUGAAGUGCAACUUGCGCCUCUCCAAACAACAGCCGAAUCAAUUGAGUCAGUAGCAACAAUGGAGACUAGCAAGUUCGACAUAAUUAAAGAGCAACCACAAUCAGCCCAAACUAAAUUGAACGUGUUGCCAAUUACUUCUCAAGAGUUUGUCACUCCUCACGAAACUGUCAGCGAAGUGAACUUACAGCAACAAAAAAUUACUAUGGCCUCCAAAAAUGUCACGACUGCUGAAUCAAUAUCUGUGCAAUCUGAGAGUAUAUAUGAUGCACUUCAAGGGAUACCAGCUCAGAAACUUCCACAGCAGAGUGAAGCUCACUGGAAACUUGCAGAAAUGACAGGAGUUUCAGUUACGGAGAUGAUAAUUCAAAACGAAACUAUAGUUAAGAUUGAUGAAAACAUAGUUAAAAUGCAGCCUUUAAUUGAAUAUGAAAGACAGCUUAAUGCUGUCAUCGUUAGCGAGCCUUCAGAACAGCACGCCGAGGAACAAAUGGCAAUUCAAAAAGCUCCUUUAGCCUCUGAAGCUACCACAAAUAUUCAAUUGAGUGAGGCAACCAACAUUUUGCAAAUAACUGAGGCCGAAAAAGAGCAAACUUUGCCCGCGCAGGGAACACCAACAACAUUUAAACUUAACGUUCAACUUCCACAGUCAUCUAGUGUUAUGGUACAAGACGUUUACGCAGAAGAAAAGCCAUCUAAAUAUUACCCAGAACGAUUUGUCCCUACGGAGUAUGCUGAACAGUCUGUUGCAUUUGCAAAUGUUAUACAGAAAAGCUAUACACAGCCUGCUGAAAAAGAGGGCACUUUCAAAGAGUUCCAAAUUCCCAAAGGCACACACGGAACUACAGAAUAUGAAGGAAACAAAAGUGGUUUAGUUGUCAUGGAACAUACUCUUAGUGAGAGGGAGGAAGUUCUUGAUAGCAAACCCAUUGAGCAAGCAACGCCAAUGGGUAGAACUGUUAGUAUUCCAGCUUUUACACCAACACAAACAUCAAUAAUUACGCAUGACUCCAGCAAAGACUUUAAAACUUUGGAACCAGAAAGUAAAACAGCAAAAUUAAUGUUCAGUCCACAGUCAGCUUCGGAGGCAUUUGAUAUUUUCCUAAUGGAAAAAGAGGGUCAAUAUGCAAAACAAGUGCAGCCUGAGGGCACAGUUACUCAAUCCGUGUCUGCCUUGCAAAUUGGUACCAUAGGUGAUAUCAUCAUUCAAGAUACUGAAAGAGAACUUGCACCCAGGCAGUGUGUACCACAGGCAGUUGCAAGUAGGAAUGUCACUUUACAAAAUAGCAUUUGCGGAGAGACAAUUCAAGUUCUUGAUUUUGAUCUGAAGCCACUAAAAGAAAGUUCUUUCAGCACAGCUUUCGCCACAUCGAAAGAGCCAAAAACACUUCAAGUUGCUAUAACUCAAUCUACCUUACCAUCACUUGGUGUUAGUGACUUAGUUUCUGAAGGACAAGCCUUAUUGGAGAAACCAAAACAAAGUUUUGAGGGCGCAAGAAUUGCAUCAGAAACAAAAAGUAUUCACCCUGGGGAAACGGUUGAUAACAUAAUUCCUAGUGUGAAACCUUGCGAGCAAUCUGCACUGUCCACCGCCGAAAUAUUAUUUCAAAUUGGCAUAAAACAAGAAACGAUUCUAGCUGAAGAUGUUGAAAAGAACGUUUUAGAAGCCACCACAUUUUCAAAAGCGACUCUAGCUCAAUUUCCACUGGAAAGUAAAUUUAUUGAAGAACACACAAUUGUUGAGGGUAUGCAUGAAUUCGAAAGGGCAGCGGUACACGUAGAAGCUGCACAAAUUUCCCUCAUUCCGCAAAGCACGUAUUCAACGACCGAUUUGCAAGUACAUGAGACUGAAAAAAAUUUAGAGGAGCCUGAGAAGUUCAUUAAACAAGCCACUCCAAGCGUCCAAGAAAAAUCUGCCACCAUUAGUGAAGAGCCAGUUGUACAUGAGAGUGAAAUAACUUUAAAACAAGAAAUGGCACCAGUUUUUGGUAGAGCUGAAAAUACCCUUGCUCCAAUACAUGCCACUGCAAUUACCCAUCAAACGACUAUAGCGGACAAUGUUGAUGACCUAGCUUCAGAAUAUUCUAUGCAGCUGAAAAAUGCUGAUGUGUGUAUCUCAGACAAAAUAAGCAUAUUAACGUCUCAGAUUGAUGUUCAGGAAGAAGCCAAAAGCAGAUCAAUUUCUCCGGAGGUCGAAAAGAAAAGAGCAAACGAGACGAUUUCCAGGCCAGUUGGAGUUGCAACAGUAAUUGAAAAUAUAAUUGAGGAAAAAGAAGCAGCUAUAGAACAGGAAAAUCAAAGUGAGAAGAAAGGUGUUGUGCUAAUGACACCUUUAAUGAAAAUGAACGUCACCGAAGUGGUGGAUACACUUGAGCAAGCGGAAAUGUUCAAAGACAAAGCAAAAUUCAACUCAUAUCGCUCAGCAUUAGUAUCAGAAGACACAUUACAAACUAGCAUACGAGAGGAGCCCCAGAUUAUGGAACGGUUGGAAAACUUAACUCUUCCUUAUCACGGUAAUGAGAUUGCAAGGUCUGAUUUGGUUCCAGCACUAUCAGAGAAAAACAUCGAGGAGCAAAUCGUGCUUGAACAGCUACAGCCUUUUAAUGAACCAGCCCAAAAAUUACAAUUAGCAAGCGAAGCGAUGUCCAAGACAUGCGCAACUGCAGUAGUAACUGAAAAUUUUGCAGAGGAAAAAGAAUCAUCCUUUUCAGAAAUGCCUAGUUUUAAAACUGAAAAAGGAACGGAGGCAAUUUCAGCACUGCAGACAAAUCCGGUUGUUUCUAUAGUGAACACAUUGGAUCAACCGGUAUAUUUCGAAAGCAGACAGGAGCCUGAAAAAUUCAUCCCAACUAUUACAUCCGAAGGAGCAUAUUUUGCAUCCAUGAACCAAGAAACUCGUACAAUUGAACAGCCAAUUGCAUUAAGCACGCAAAAACCUGCAACUGGAAAUGCGAAGUCCGAAUUCACAAAACCUAGAUCGCAAGUUCAAGUGGAGGAGCAAAUAACAUUUGAUCAAAUAAAUACUAUCCAACCAACGGUGCAAGAGGUACAGAAUGCAAGUGAAAGUUUUUCAAACGCAAGAAGUCUUGCAAUUGUGGCCGAAAACAUUGUCAGUGAUGGAGUUGAAGAUUUUCAAAAAGGCUACGACUGUAAACUGGAGACAGGAACACAGAGCUUCACUGAUGGCCGUAAAAAAACAGUGGUUUCCAUUACGGAAACGCUUGAACAACCUGAAUAUUUUAUAGGGGAGAUUAAAAAAGAACACAUUUCUCCAAAAUCCGUGCCAGAUGAUGCCUUAUCCACUAUAAUGCAAGAAGAAAUACAUUGUGUUGAGCAAUCGCAGGAAUUUCAAGCAGCUCAACAAUAUCAAGACACUGCUAAACAAGAUAUUAUUCCACAGACGCCCUUGAAACAAAUUAGCGAGCAAAAUGUGUUAGAACAAACUUCUAAUUUAGUACAAACCGAGAAGGAGGGGAAAAAGGCAACCGAGAGCCUCACAAAAUUCAGAAUUUCAGCCGUCAUUACCGAUAUAGCUUCAGACGAAAAAGAGGCAAAUUUACCACAGAGACAGAGUUUGAAAGAAGAAGUUGUUUCAACAACAUUUACGGAACUCAAGAAAAAAUCUGUUGUGACAAUAGUUGACACCCUCGAACAGCCAGAAUACUUUCAAAGCCAAGUUCAACCAUCUAUAACAUUUUCACAAAGUGCUAGAACUGAAGCAUUGCAGACAAGUGUUAAUGAAGAAAUUGUUUGCGUGGAAGCAACUGCAAAUAUUAUCGAGCACUUGCAAACAGAAGAGAAGGCUAAGCAAGAAUUCAUCCACGGGCAUCCUGAGAAACAGUGUGAAGAGCAAAUUGUUCUUGACGAUGUAAGACCUUUCGCUGACCUUGGAAGUUCACUCUUACAAUCAGCUGGAGAGAGCACAAGAGAAUUCAUCCAUGCCACCGUCGAUGAAGUUGUUUCUGCUGAGAUGGAAAAUAUUUGCACUGUCAAAGACUCUUUAAAAGCUAAGAGUGUUACUUUAGUUCUUGACGCAAACAUUUUGCAACUGCCAAAUAAAAUGGUAGUCCAAGAAAGCACAACAACGGCUGAAUUAAUUCAUAAGAGAGACGACUCUGCUGUUGCUAAAGAAAAAAUGACUGGGUUGCCAAGUACAAUAAACGAUAUUCCUGAAGUUCUGGAGACAAUCAAGUUACUUCACGAGAAAGGUCGGGAGGAAGGAGUUGCAAAUGUGUUGGCAACAGAUGCAAUCAUCUCGCCCUUGUGCAGUGAGGACGUUGCGCUGGCAUCAAUAUCCCAGUUAGAAAAUGUUGAAAACAAGAACAUGCGUGCCUCACCAGCCAUUUCAGAACUCACACAUUCGGCGGCAAUUAAAUCGAUGGUCAGAGUAGGACAAAAGGAGGCUCAGUUGAAACCUUUUGAAAAGGAAACAAAAAAACCAAAUAUUGAAUAUGAAAAAGUUCUACAACUUGCAACAACUACAGAAACUAAAGCGGAAGGACAUUUCAAAAAUUUAGAGAAUACUGAAAAAGAGAAACCAAGGCAUGGAUUAAGUUCAAUUGAAACACAAAUUGCAGCAAGCGUCUCUUCCUUGGAAGUGCACGAACAUGAAGAAGAAUUCAAAGGCAGAGCAGUAAUAACCGAAGAUUGCAAAAUAAAGACGACUGAUUGCAAAAUUGCCCCUGUUCUUACUACCACAGAUUUUGACAACUUUCCUGGUACAAUCAAGCCCUUCCAAGCUACUCAAGAGCAUGGUAGUGUCACAGUUACUAGCUUCAAUGAACUACAAACCUUUCAGAUUGGUUUCAAUGAAAGAGAAGACUCGCUAAAUGAUCAAAGAGCACCAAUUGCAUCUCACGCUUCAACCGCAGUGGAUAAACGUACAUCAUUAACCUGUAUUGAAAUCAAUGCAGAGAGAGGUUUAACUCCAUUGCAUGAAUUACUUCCUGCAGAAUACAAAUGCACAGAAGAGAUGAAAACACUGCCGGUGGCAGAAACACAGGAGAUAAGUACAAAUCAAGAUGUGAUUGAAAUGAUCACGCCCAUUGAACAUUUAGCAGCAGCCUUUGGCUCCAUGCAAUCAACGUUAACCGCACCUCAAAUUGCAGAAGAAACAGUUAUGCCAUCAAUAGAGAAUUUAGAAGGUGAUAAGCCAUCUAAAGCAACGUUGGUUCUACUUGAAACUUCUGCAGUUAGUGUUUUGCAAGUGAAUGUUGACGAGAAUACUAAAGUAAGAGAAGUGGAGGAAAUUCCUAAAAAUAUUAUAGCCAGAAAAUCAAUAACAUGCACUUAUGCUGCCGAGUCAACUGAGCCACAUGUUUUGUCAAAAGCCACCGAGUUGACUGAAGAAAUUAAACAAAUUGGCAACGCUGAAGUGCAAAUUCUGCCCCACCAACAAGUCGCCAUUCAUCAUGUAGUGCCGCAAGGAGAUGAGGUUCCUUUCAGCAUACCCGAAGCAAAAGAACAGAGAGCAAAAACAGGUACUGUAUCACACCAACACACUUCCCAGACAAUAAUUCAAACACAAAUGCAAGCAGAACCACAAGAAACAGUCACAUUUGUUGUCAAACACGCAACCGAAAACACAGCAAUUGGUGCCCCUACGCAACCGAUCACAAUAGAAAACACAACUAAAUUUAGUCUGGAAACAAAUACAGCAUGUAACGAACAACUACAUGAAACAAAAUCAAUUGAAUCGUCCCAUGGACAAGAUGUCUCACAAACACCAUUAAUAGGUCCAAGCUGUACCAUUCAUGAAACAAGAAUCAAUACACCUCAAAUACAAACAGAACCACAAACAUUAAGUACUAAAAUACGAAACACAACCAAAGAACAGGAAGGUAGUGAAAAAAUCUCCAUAGAUCGUCAAUCUGAAUUAAACCUUGAAGUAAGCAAGGAUAAGAAACAAACCGAGAGCAAACAGAAAGACAAAUAUUUACACACGGAUUUCACAGAUGAAAUAUCAUAUGAGGCUGUCGAUUUGCAGAACCAAUGUCGCAAGGAAAUUGAAAUCGUGCUAUCUGAAGCUACUUUUGAUCAGUUAACCGAAUGCACAAUAGAAAGCUCGGACCUCAGAGAAGAAAUUUAUUUCGUAGUGGCAAAAUGCAACGAAGUGUUGAAAGAAAAAUUUUCAGUUGAAACAACUGAGCAAAUAAUCUAUGAUCUCUGGAAAGAUGAAAUACUUCCUUCUGCAGAAAUUCAGCACACAAAUUUACAUUUGCCAAAGAAGAACUAUUUUCCAAUUGUUCAGGAGCUAAUCGAGACGCACGAAUACUUAGACGAUCUGUUAGCUCCAGAACGGUUGACUCAAAGGGCUUUUAUUUGCUUUGAGCUGGCUAUUGCUAUUGAAAAAUUCUUUCAUCUCGAAUAUGAAGAACUUGCAAAUGCUUUGAUACCAAGAGUUUUUCAAAAAAAUGCAAUUGUCGAGACAAUACCAUUCCAGAUUGGUACGGUAGAGAUGUGGUCAAAGAAAACAGCCUUACAAUCUACAUCACUAGACGUACCUAUCAAGCCUGCUCUUAAGAAAAUUUCAGGAGAGAUGAUAGAAUUAAUGGAGGCAGAGAAGGAGGAGAUUAUUCUACCAUUUCUACCAGUAGAAGAACCGAGAGAAGGGACAUACAUGGAUGUAACUGCGACAUUGAUAUCCGAAAAGGAAAAACGUGAUAUGACUGUGCAAAAAUUAUUAGACAAGCAAGAAGUAGCCAGUACACUAUUUACAGACCAACAGCUACAAGCAAGACAACGACCAGAAAACCAAACGCCAACUGCAUGUGAAAAUCCACACGUUCAAAAAGAGCAACAUUUUCUAAGAAAAACAUUGACAGAGCGACCCAAAGAAAAACUUGCAGAGAAUCAAGCGCAAGAUAUUGAAGAAGUGUCAUUGACAACCCAGGAAGAGAAAGCAGAUCAGAUAAAAUCUUUAAAGAAACGAUCAAAACAAACAAUACAAGAGCUCGCCCCCAUUGAAAACCAAUUAUUUGUAGCAGCCGGUGAAGUAAUUGAACUAAAAACAGUGGACUUGCCAGAAACAACUAGCUUAAAAAUGUCGGUUGAACAACCGCAACCGGUGGUGCAACUUCCAGAGAGUCAAACGCUAGAUAUUGAAGAAGUGUCAUUGACAACCCAGGAAGAGAAAGCAGAUCAGAUAAAAUCGUUAAAGAAACGAUCAAAACAAACAAUACAAGAGCGCGCCCCCAUUGAAAACCAAUUAAUUGUAGCAGCCGGUGAAGUAAUUGAACUAAAAACAGUGGACUUGCUAGAAACAACUAGCUUAAAAAUGUCGGUUGAACAACCGCAACCGGUGGUGCAACUUCCAGAGAGUCAAACGCUAGAUAUUGAAGAAGUGCCAUUGACAACCCAGGAAGCGAAACCAGAUAAAAAAAAAUCUUUAAAGAAAAAAUCAAAUCAAAAAAGACAAGAGGUUGGCACCAUUGAAAACCAAUUAAUCGAUGGUGCUUCUGCCGGUGAAGUAAUUGAGCCAAAUACUGUAGACCUCCCAGAAAUGUCAGACGAACAACCGCAAGAGGUGAAACUUCCAAAGAGUCAAACGCUAGAUAUUGAAGAAGUGUCAUUGAUAACCCAGAAAGAGAAACCCGGUCAGAAAAAAUCUUUGAAGGAAAAAUCAAAACAAAAUCUACAAACGGAUGUCACCAUUGAAAACCAAUCAAUUGACAGUUUUAAUACCACUGUAGCAUUUGAGCCAAGGACUGUGGAAUUGCCAGAAACAACCAGCUUAGAAAUGUCAGACGAACAACCGCCAGCGGUAGUGCAACUUCCAGAGAGCCAAACGCAAGAUAUGGAGGUAGUGCCAUUGACAACCCAGGGAAAGAAACCAGAUCAGAAAAAAACAAUCCUGAAAAAAACAAAACAAGAAAUACAAAAGGUUGUCACCAUUGAAAACCAAUCAAUUGACAAUGUUACUGCCGGCGAAGUAAUUGAGUUAAAAACAGUGGACGUGCCAAAAACAAUCAGCUUGGAAAUGUCAGACGAACAACUGCAUGCAGUGCAACUGCUAGAGAGUCAAACGAAAGAUAUAGAAGAGGAGCCAUUGACAACCCAGGAAGAGCAACCAGAUCAGAAAAUAUCUUUAAAGAAAAAAUUAAAACAAAAGAGACAAGAGGUUGUCACCAUUAAAAACCAAUUUAUUGAUGGUGCUACUGCCGGUGAAGUAAUUGAGCCAAAUGCUCUGGACCUCCCAGAAACAUCUAGCUUAGAAAUGUCAGCUGAACAACCGCAAGCGGUAAAAAUUCCAGAGAGUCAAACGCUAGAUAAUGAAGAAGUGUCAUUGACAACCCAGGAUGAAAAACCAGAUCAGAUAAAAUCUUUGAAGGAAAAAUCAAAACGAAAUCUACAAACGGAUGUCACCAUUGAAAACCAAUUAAUUGACAGUUUUAAUGCCAAUGAAGUAAUUGAGCCAAAGACUGUGGAAUUGCCAGACGCAACCAGCUUAGAAAUGUCAGACGAACAACCGCAAGCGGUUGUGCAACUUCCAGAGAGCAAAACGCAAGAUAUGGAGGUAGUGCCAUUGACAACCCAGGAAAAGAAACCAAAUCAGAAAAAAACAGUCCUGAAACAAACAAAAGAAAAAAUACAAGACGUUGUCAAAAUUGAAAACCAAUCCAUUGAUAAUGUUACUGCCAGUGAAGUAAUUGAACAAAAAAUAGUGGACUUGCUAGGAACAACUAGCUUGGAAAUGUCAGACCUACAACCGCAACCGGUGGUGCAACUUCCAGAGAAUCAAACGCUAGAUAUUGAAGAAGUGCCAUUGACAACCCAGGAAGAGAAACCCGAUCAGAUAAAAUCUUUGAAGGAAAAAUCAAAACAAAAUCUACAAACGGAUAUCAUUAUUGAAAACCAAUCAAUUGACAGUUUUAAUGCCACUGAAGUAAUUGAGCCAAAUACUCUAGACCUCCCAGAAACAACUAGCUUAGAAAUGUCAGACGAACAACCGCAAGCGGUGAAACUUCCAGAGAGUCAAAUGCUAGAUAUUGAAGAAGUGUCAUUGACAACCCAGGAAAAGAAACCAGGUCAGAAAAAAACAGUACUGAAAAAAACAAAACAAAAAAUGAAGGAGGUUGUCACCAUUGGAAAUCAAUCAAUUGAAAAUGUAACUGCCGGCGAAGUAAUUGAGUUAAAAACAGUGGAAUUGCCAAAAAUAAUCAGCUCGGAAUUGUCAGACGAACUACCGCAAGCGGUAGUGCAAUUUCCAGAGAGUCAAACGAAAAAUAUAGAAGAGGAGCCAUUGACAACCCAGGAAGAGAAAGCAGAUCAGAAAAAAUCUGUACCGAAGAAAACAAUACAAAAUAAUCAAAAGGUUGUCACCAUUGAAAACCAAUCAAUUGAUACUUUUAAUGCCGGUGAAGCAAUUGAGCCAAAGACUGUGGAACUGCCAGAAACAACCAGCUUGGAAAUGUCAGACGAUCAACCGCAAGCGGUAGUGCAACUUCCAGAGAGCCAGACGCAAGUUUUUGAAAAAGUGCAAUUGACAACCAAGAGAGAAAAACUAGAUCAGAAAAAAAUCCCAAAGAAAAAAUCAAAACCAAAUAUACAAGAGGUUGUCCCCAUUGAAAGCCAAUUAAUUGCUGCUGAUCAAGUCGCUGAGCCGGAAACUGUUAACUUGCCAGAAACAACCAGCUUGGAAAUUUCAGACCAACAACUGACAGCGGUGAAACGGCCAGAGAGCAAAACACCAGAUAUGGAAGAAGUGCCAUUGACAACCGAGGAAGAGAAAACAGGUCACAAAAAAUCUGUAAUGAAACAAUCAAAGCCAAAAAUUCAUGAGGUUAUCAAUCUUCAAAGCCAAACCAUAGCUGAUGUUGCAGCCACCGAAGUCACUGUGCUAAGAUCUUUGGACAUACAAGACACAACCAGUUUAGAUAUUUCUGACGAAAAGCCACAAGCGCUGGAAGUAAUAACAUUGAAGACUCAGCAGGCAACUUCUGUGAAAGAACGACCUAAAGAAAAAAUAAAAGAGGCACUAAACGUUAAAAUUCAUGCAAUUAUUGAAGAUCAGCCUGAUGAAGUCACUGAAAAAGAAAUUUCAGGCACGACAGGGAAGUCUGAAUUAGAGGUUUUUGACAAGCAAGCACGAUAUGAAGUGACAAUAUUGCCAAACAUUGAAAUUCUUGACAGCUUUGAAACAAAUCUCACACAUAGCACUAAGAUCUACAAUACACAAGAGGCCGUCGAUCAAGAAAAGGCUAGUGCCACGAACUUAGCAUUACCAAUUGAAACAACCAUUACAACAGAAAAAGUGACAUCAAACACUAGUACAGAUAUACCAGGACAAAUAUACUUUAUAAAAGGGGUGGCAGCUACAUCAAACACAUUGAACACAGAAAAAUCACCUUCAAAUAGUUCAGAGGUAUCAAGAGACGUUUCAGUUUAUGAGGACAUACCUUCAGAGGAAGAAUUCUUUUCUUCAGAAGAAAUUUUACAGUCUGACCAGACAGCACCAAGAGAAGAAACACCAAAAUUAAAAACACAAAAUUUAAAUUCGGAGCAAAUUGCAACCUCCUCUGAAACCACUGAAUCGGUGCAAGAAAUACUGCAUGAAAUAGCUAAACCACAAUUCGGCACAUUCAUUUUGGAGGAGAAACAGGAAUUGGUCAGAAUUCAGGCUCAAAAACGCCACGAUCACGUGAUGUUCAAUGUUCCAAUAAAAAUUGAACAGCCGUUAGUAGAAAUUACAGAAAUAACAAGUGAUGAAGAGAAUCAGCCAGAUGAAACUUUAACUGAACAACAAAUAACACUUGUGGAAGAAAACGCACCGAUUAUCACAGAAGAAACAGCUCCCGAACCAGAGAUACUUCAAUUAAAACCUUUGGAGCAGACAGUGAAAAUUGAGCCCGUAGAGGAGCCGCUCCCAAUUGUUCAGAUAGAGGAAGUCAAAGUGGAAGAAAAAAAUCUGACACUGAAGCGGCAGCGUAAAGAAAAAGAAAAGCCACAGUUGAAACAGACUGAAAAGCCACAGAUGAAAGAGACUGAUAAGCCGCAAAUGAAAAAGGAAGAAACCCCAAAACCAACUGAACCUAAACCAAAGUUUGAAAAGAUGAAGAUCGAAAGAGUUCAAAUCACACCCAAGAAAGUUGAAGUCAUAAGCGUAGAAGAAGUUCCAGCAUUUAUGCAGAUAAAACUAAAGAAAGCUGAAAUUGUACAACGAGAAAUCGAAUCAGCACAACUACCUGACGUACGGUUGAAAGGAGUUCAAACGCUCAUGACAUACCCUCCUGAGGAAAAAAAGCCACAAAUAACACAACUGGAAACACCAGUUCUUCAGCAAGGCAUAAUCUCUAGAAAUGCUGACGAGGCUGCUAAAAUUAAACCAAAGAAAGUUAAGAAAGUCACCAUCAGCGACGAAGUCCUUGACCUUGAAACUAUGGAGUAUGAAAGGCCAUCUCUGGAAAAGUACGAAAAACACAUUGACGAGACAAAAGUGGUGAAAAAGAAAAAGAUUGAAUCGGUAAAAAAAGUCGAGGAGGAUCAAACAGAGAGAACUAUUGUUCUAGGUAAGGGAAAACUCAAAAAAGAGGAGACUGAAGAGGUUGAAGUAAAAUUGAAAACAAAACCUCAAAAACCCAAAGCAGAGGAAGAGACAGAACAAGUUAAGUUGAAGCCUGUGCAAAGAACAGAGCGGGAGGUACCAAGAGAGGAUGAAACUGUAAAACCCCAAGAAAUGAAGCCUCUUGAUGAUAUUCGUUUUACUCCAGAAUCAUCCAGUGACGUCUUGGUGCCCACACCCAUUGAAUUCGAAAAGCCCGAAAAGCAGAAGAAAAAGAGAGAAAAACUUAAAAAGCCAGAAACUGAAGAAACGGAAAUUCCUGUUCCUGAGAGAGGCGAAUAUAUAAGACCUCAGCAUUCUGUUCCCGAAGUUCCUGAGGAAACAAUCACAAUACUAAAAGGAAAACCAAAACCAAAAGAGGAAGAUGAGCCUGAUGCCAUAAAUCUGACUUACAAACAACGGCCAAAGAUGCCAGAACCUGAAGAAAAGGUUGAAUUGAAGCCUUGGACUAAAGAGGUUGAGCGUGAGCCUGCACCAGAAAAGGAACCAGAAGUUCAUAGUGAGCUCAAACUUCCUGAAAUUGAAAAAUCUAAGAAAAAGAAAAAAACCAAUGCAACUGAAAAAGUUCCGUCCGAUUCUGUGCAAGAAGAAAGCACGGUAAAGCCGAUAGAGCCUGAAGCAGUUUCAGAAGUGAAACCUGUGGCUGUUGUAGAGGAUCAACCUCUAUCUCAAGUGACGGAGAUAAUUUCCUCUGACGCAAUUGCAACUGUUAAAACCGAAGUUCCAUCUGCAGGUGAGGUGUCCGACGCUUUGAAAAUGGCUUCUGAAACACCAUUAACAGUUUUAGUUGCACCAACACCAGAACCUUCAAUAGAUAUCAAGGAAGAAAAUAAAAAUAAAAAACCGAAGAAAAAACAAAAUAAGGAACCAGAGAGGGACAUAAGUGUACAAGAAAAGCCAAUUGAAAAGCCCGACGAAAAAACUGUGAAAAUUCCCAAAGAAACGCUAACUGAAAAGCCUGAGAAGCCUGUACAGGAGCCCUUGGAGAAGUCAAUAAUUGAAGAGCCAGUUGAAAAAUCUAAAAAAGUGCUAGAAGAAGCUUUGAUCAAGAAAGAGUUGCCUGAAAUUGAAGAAGAAGUUUCUGUUGGAACCUUUUCUUUGAGACCGAAGAAGAAAGUAGUGCAGGAAGAAGUAGAACAGGAAUUCUCAUUAAAAUCAAAAUCUUAUGAGGAGGAGGAAGUAGAUUUGAGCAAAAAAAUCAAAAUCACUAAAAAACAAAAGCCGCGAGUUGAAGAAGCUGCCGAAGAGGCAACAGUAGAAAUUGUCACACAUAUAGAAAAACCUGUGGAAAAGAUUGAAAUUGUGGAGCAAAUUGUAGAGGUCAAAUCUCAUGAAGAAGGAGAAGAAAAGGCUCCAUUGGAAAGCACCGAGCCUAUAUCAAUUUCCGCAGUACCUGCUGAAGAGGCCGUCAUGCUGAAUGAGGAAGAGUUACUUCAACCUUCUUCUCACAUUGAGCAGCUGCAGAUGCUGGCUGUUGAAAAUAAAAGUGACGUAGAUAGCAAGCAGGUUGUUGACAUUCGAAUUCCCGAGCACGAAGACGUGCAUGCGAAGGAAAUUUCAAUUGAGCCAGUGAAUGAAAUGGUCACUGCACAAGAACCCCCUCAUAUCAAGGAGGCUGAAAGCCAAGUUAAAAUUCAGAAAAAGAAAAAGCCUGCAGAGCCAAUUAUUGAGUCGGUCACUAUACCAAAGGCAAAAGAAUCAGUUGAAGAUGUGGUCGCGUUAACUGUCAAGAAAGAAAGCAUUGUUGAAGAGGCAGCUGCAGAGAUUUCUAUUGUAAAACCAAAGCCAGUGGAGGAACAGCCCGCUGAAAGUGUCACUUUAAAGCCGAAGAAGAAAAAGCCUGUUGUUGAAGUAUCCGAAGAAUCGGAGGCUGUAACAUUGGUUAAAAAGAAACCUGUUGAGGAAACUGCCACCUCUGCAACACUUCCAAUGAAAAAGGCACCGGAACCAACAGUGGAGGAAGCUGCAGCUGAAAUUUUAAUUGCCAAGCCAAAAAUUAUAGAGGAGCCCAGCUCUGAAACCGUGUCUCUGAAGAAAAAGAAACCAGCACCAAAAGUUGCACCAGAGGAACAGGCUGAAACUGUUACAAUUUCCAAACAAAAAGAGACAAUAACUGAGAGUUCCCCUGAAACAGUUUCUUUGAAGAGCAAGCCCAAAGAGAAAGUUGUGGAGGAGGCUCACGAAGAAAUAACCGUGGUUAAAAAACAAGUGGUUGAUGAGCCCAGCUCUGAAACCGUGUCUUUGAAGAAAAAGAAACCAGCACCAAAAGUUGCACCAGAGGAACAGGCUGAAACUGUAACAAUUUCCAAACAAAAAGAGACAAUAACUAAGAGUUCCUCUGAAACAGUUUCUUUGAAGAGCAAGCCCAAAGAGAAAGUUGUGGAGGAAGCUCACGAAGAAAUAACCGUGAUUAAAAAACAAGUGGUUGAUGAGCCCAGCUCUGAAACCGUGUCUUUGAAGAAAAAGAAACCAGCACCAAAAGUUGCACCAGAGGAACAGGCUGAAACUGUAACAAUUUCCAAACAAAAAGAGACAAUAACUGAGAGUUCCUCUGAAACAGUUUCUUUGAAGAGCAAGCCCAAAGAGAAAGUUGUGGAGGAGGCUCACGAAGAAAUAACCGUGGUUAAAAAACAAGUGGUUGAUGAGCCCCAGACAGAGGAGGUGGUUGCGCUCAAAUGCCGCCCAAGUAAGAAAAAGGUCGUAGAAGAAUCAGAACACGAGUUCACCCUGUCUAAACCAGCACAAGCUCCAGAGGAGGUGCCAAUUUCUGAAAACGUUAUUUUGAAGCCUAAAAAGGUCUUCGCAAAACAAGACAUUGAGCAGGAAUUCACCAUCAAAUCUAACGUUUAUGAGGAUGAAGACAUAAACCUAUCUAGGAAGGUCACCCUGCCUCGCAAGCAGCAAACAACAUUUGUUGAGGAGGCGGGCGAGAGCACUGUCACAAUUCGCCAUGAAGUUGACGUCGAACCAGAGGUCGAAGAGGUUGAGGAAGAGUAUUCCAUCCACGAAGAAGGCCGACAAGAUGUGCAAAUGCAAUUGAAAAGAAAGCCUGCUAAAAAACCAGCCUACAAUGUAGAGGAAAUCGAGGAUGAGGUCAAGGUUGGUUUUAAGAAACAAAUAAAGCAGGAAGUCGAUUAUGGAGAAGAUUCACUAAAAUUGAAAAUCAAAAGAAAAGAGCACGUAUCAACAAAUUUCGAAGAGGAUGCAAGUGCAAGUAUUCAGCUGUCAGUGGAUACAGAAGAGUCACAAAUAGUUGUUAGUCAGUGCCAUGAAGGUGACAAGAUGUAUGCUAUAUGUUCAUAUGUAGCCGAAAAUCAAGAGGCGCUCAAUUUAGUUGAGGGCGAGAGAGUGUACAUUAUGGAAUGUCACAAUUCUGACUGGUGGUUCGUAAAGAAACACCUAACGGAGGAAAAGGGCUGGGCUCCUGCCCAAUUGCUCAAAGACGAGCCUAAGUACGCAGAGUAUAUGCAGAAGAAACUGCACGAGAAGAUUGACAAGUUGCCUGUCUUUGAAAAACCAUCUCCUGGCGAACCUGUUUUGGCUCCAAGAUUCAUUGAAAAGCUGAAACCUCAACACUCACAAGACGGCGGCACAAUUACGUUUGAGUGCAGGGUGGAAGGCAGCCCUAGACCUCUAAUAACUUGGUUCAGGCAAACUGCUAUCAUCAAGCCUUCACCUGAUUUCCAGAUUUUCUAUGACGACAACAAUGUUGCUACCUUGAUAAUUAAGGAAGUGUUCCCUGAGGAUGCGGGCUCAUUUACCUGUGUUGCUAAGAACGCUGCUGGCUUUGCAUCCAGUACCACCGAGCUGUUCGUGGAGGCGCCGCUUUCUGAUCACGGCUCUGAAGUCAACGUUGGUCAUUCAAGAAGAAGCCUUUCUAGGGAAUCAUCUUUGGCUGAUAUUCUGGAGGGAAUUCCACCGACCUUUUCGCACAAGCCACGCACACGCACGGUCGACGAGGGCUCCUCAGUGGAGCUCGAGUGUCGCCUGGUGGCUGUGCCCGAGCCGGAGCUGAUUUGGUCUUUCAAUGGAAAAGAGUUAUCCGAGAGCAGCAAUGUUAUCAUAUCAAUGGAUUCCGACAUGCACAGCUACAUGACUCUGGUCAAAAUCAACAAUGUGCAGAAAUGUCACGAGGGAACAUAUGAAAUUCUCGCCCGAAACAGGGAGGGAACUGCAUCCAACCAAGUCAGCAUCAAGGUGAUAACUGGGGCCAAAGAGCCACCACAAGUGCUGGAGCCUCUUAAGAACAUCAGCAUUACCGAGGGCGACAGUGUUAUUUUGUCAACCCAGAUUGUUGCAAAUCCAACAGCGAAGAUCGUCUGGUUGCGAGAGGGCAAAGAAGUAAAGCCCGACGGAAAAAAUAUAACUGAGAAGGUUGAGAAGGACACAUAUUCCCUGAUUAUUUACCACGCUCAGAAGUCUGACAUUGGCGAGUAUACAGUGACAGCAAACAAUGAGGUUGGAUCUGCCAAAACUUCUGGAUACCUCUCUGUUGAAGAAAUCGUUGAGCUCAAACCUGAGCCUCCGCUAUUCAUUGAAAGAUUUGAGGAACAAAAAGUAGCGCCAAAUGGCGUUAUCCGACUGGCAGCCAAAGUCACUGGCAACCCUCAGCCAGAAAUAGCAUGGUUCAGAAACAACAAAAAGCUGAAGGCAUCUAAACAUGUCAAAGAAACUUAUGAUGGAGAAAAUAUUGCCCUUGAAAUCACUUGCGGAACUGAUGGUACCGAGGAGGGAGAUUACAUGUGCGUUGCCACAAAUUCGAUUGGAAAAGCUUCACACGGAGCACGUGUUUCAAUCGCAGGCGCAGAUAUAAAAUUCACCAAAAAACUUGAGUCCGUCGACGUCGAAGAAGGCGGCGUUGUCAAACUCGAGUGCCACACGUCCCAAGCAACAACCACCAAGUGGUUCUUCGAGAACCGUGAGCUGUAUCGCGACACAAACACAACUAAAUAUGAAUUAACAUCAGAGGGCAAAAAGCACUUCCUUGUAAUUAAAAAGAUUGAAAGAGAAGACAUUGGCUCAUACAAGUGCACAGUCAACAACGAGACCACUCAAGCAACUAUCACAAUGAAAGAAUCUGGACCCGAAUUUUUACGCAAACUGAUUGACUUUGAGGUGAAGGAGCGUGACUCGGCCAUCCUUGAGGUCGAGGUCUCCACGGAAAGUGCCAAGGUCACCUGGCACAAGGACGGUGAAGAGCUGCAGGAGGGAGACGAUCGAUUUGACUUUGAGAAAACUGGAAAGACCCACAAACUUUUCAUCAGGGCGGUGUCCGUACACGAUGAGGGCGAGUACACCUGUGCCCUCGGAGAACUGGAGUGCACUGCUGAGGUCACCGUUGUCGAAUUACCACCCGAGAUCAUCGGCCUGAUGAAGAACGUGACAAUCGCAAAGGGAGAACGUGCCACUUUUGAAAUUGAACUAACCAAAGGCGAUGCCCUGGUGCGUUGGUUCAAGGACGGAAAUGAACUGCAGUUUUCCGAACACGUUCAGCUGGCAAUUGAUGGCAAGAGACAGCGUUUGAUGAUUUACAACUCAACGCCUGAAGAUGCCGGCGAAUAUUCUUGCCAGGUUGGGGAACAAACUUCAAAGGCCACCUUGAAAGUCGAAGAGCCGGCUGUGGAGUUCCUCACCAAACUUCCAGAAGUCACUCUCACCCCUCAGAACACGGACGCUAUUUUCACUGUGGAGCUGUCGCAACCCGGCAUUGAAGUCACUUGGCUGAAGAAUGGAAAGCCGCUGACUGCUUCUGAUAAAAUCAUACUGACUGCUGAUGGAGGUUUGAGACAGAUGAUCAUGAAGAAGGUUAGCAUGGACGAUCAGGCUGAAUAUACUUGCGUGGCAGCAAACGUCAAGUCUUCCACCAAGCUCAAAGUUGAAAUUAUUGAAUCCGCGCCCAAGCUCAAUUUGGACCAAGUUCAGAAGGAGUAUCGUCUCAGGAAGGGAGAGUCUGUCAGUGUAAACAUCAAAUACUCUGCCGUUCCACAGCCUCAGUAUGAGUGGACCAUAAAUGGAAAAGUUAUCAAGCCAUCCAAAAGGAUCACCCAAACUAUUGAUGAAGCGUCAGCUAGCCUCACCAUUACAAAUGUUGAGGAACAGGACUGCGGUGACGUGACCCUGAAGUUGAAAAACAACUGCGGCGAGGCUUCUGCUGAACUGAAGCUGAUAAUAAUGCAGACACCAAGCCAACCUGGCACACCGGAAGUGAUUGAGACAACAAAUGAAAGCAUCACCCUGCACUGGAGGGCGCCGGAAACCGACGGAAACGCUGAAAUCACAAAUUACAUUCUUGAAUACCACGAUCGCACCGAGCUGAGCUGGACGAAGGUCAACGUGACCAUCAAAGAAACGACACACAAGGUGCUGGGCCUGAAGCAAAACGUCGACUACAUGUUCCGCGUGACGGCGGUCAAUGAGGUCGGACAGAGCCCACCCUCUGGAGUGACCAAGUACAUCAAGGUCGCUGCUCCGGUGACGCCAGAGCCACCAGUCAUCCAGCAGCCGCUGGUUGAUAUUGUGUCCGGCCUGGGCGUGCCAGUCACGUUGUCCUGCGUUAUCGGCGGCGUGCCCGAGCCUGAAAUCAAGUGGCUCAGGGAUGGGAAGCAGUUCAAGGCUAAGAGCAUGAGUUACGAAAACCGCAUCGCCAAAUACGUCAUCAACCAGGUGGAGAAAACUUCAGGCGCCAAAUUCACGUGCCAGGCGAUCAACUCGGCAGGAAUUGCUGAAACCAGCAGCGUGCUGGUGGUGCAGGAAAAGCCGCGUUUGGUCAUCGUCGACGAGUCCCUCAUCAACCAAAAGCAGAGAGUUAACAACCAAUGGAAGUUGGAAGUCAAAUUCUCCGGCUUCCCCAAACCUGAGAUCUCUUGGAGCAAGGAUGGCAAGAAACUCGAGUCAACCAAAAAAUGCUCGCUGUAUGUGGACGAGGAGUCGACGACAAUUGCUAUUUACACACUGGCCAGGGACGACACUGGACUGUACCAGGUUUCGGCCACCAACAGCGCAGGAACGACCUCGCUUGAUCUCAAUCUCUGGGUCAUUGAUGAUACAUUGCGUUUGAGCAAGUCUAGGUCCCCUAGUCAGGAGCCCAUCGACAAGCCAAGUAAGCCGGAGGGACCGCUGGUAGUUAAGAAAAUCCAGAAGGAAUCAGUCACCAUUGAAUGGAAGCCACCAGCAGACGACGGUGGCCUCGACAUUUCCAAAUAUUCGGUGGAAAAAUGUGACGUGCAGAAGAUGGUUUGGAUGAAGGUUGCGGACGUCGAAGGCGACAUCAACUCAUACGCCAUUCAAAAACUUCGCGAGGGCUCUGAAUACAUGUUCCGAGUGACCGCUGCCAAUCCUGUGGGUACCUCCGAUGCCCUUGAGAGCGGCACCAUUGUUGUGAAGAGUCAAUUCGAACCUCCAUCUGCACCGCGAGGACCACUUGACAUUUCUGGAAUGACUGACACGUCCUUAACAGUAAAAUGGCACACACCUGAGUCUGACGGCGGCUCUCCCAUCAUCGAGUACUUGGUUGAGCGCAAGGAGGUCACCAAAAAGGCGUGGCAGAAGGUCGGCACCACCACAUCUGAAAUCACACACAUCGAGGUCACAUCACUAAAGCUAAAUACUUCAUAUAACUUCCGCAUCACAGCAAGAAAUGAAGCUGGCACAGGUCCUGCAUUAGCUCCUGACGAAGUUAUCACCAUUGGCAAGAGAAUAACUCCUCCAUCAAGUCCCAAACUGAGCGUGAUUGACGUCACCAGUCGCAGCGUCACCCUUCAGUGGUCACCACCCUCAAGCACCGGUGGCGCUGAAGUGACCGGAUACAUCAUUGAAAAGAGAAUUUCGAGCAGCCAGUCAUGGGAAAAGGUGUGCACCCUAGAGCCAUCAGUCACGCUCCACUGCAUAUCCAACCUGAAGGAAAAGUCUGAGUACUACUUCCGAGUGUACGCUGAAAACGCGAUAGGCCUGAGUGAGCCCUCCGAAACUGGACCGGUGCAGCUCAAAACGCACGCAUCGCCUCCUUCGCCACCAACCGCUCCCUUGGAGGUGCGUAUCGUGGGUCCCCACUCGAUCACCGUGGCCUGGGGUACACCCGAAAGCGACGGCGGGGCGCCCAUUGAGGGCUACACAAUUGUCAUCAAGGAGGCGCGAAAGACCAUGUGGAUGGAGGUCGGAAGGGUCAAGGCUGACGUACAAAAGCUCAACAUUAAAGACCUUCAGGAGGGUCACGACUACAUGCUACGCAUUUUCGCAAGAAACGAGGUCGGCAUGAGCGAUCCCUUGGAGUCCGAGGAGCCCGUCAAAGUCCUCAGGCCAGCUGACUCUGAUCUGUUGGAUUGGGGAUUGCGCGAGGGCGAUUUCGAUCGGGACGCGCCUUCACUAAGUCUGACCACCGAGACCACCACCUCCUGGAUGCGCGAGGCUGGAAUGGAUGCCGAUAUCGAAUCAUACGCCAAAGCGUCCCUACUUAAGAGGGAUGAGUACUUCUUUAAAAUUUGGCACUACGCUAGAAAACUCUUCAAGUAAAAAGCCUUGCAAAAUGAUAAAAAAAAUUAUAAAAAAAAUGACCUCUCCAGGAAAAAACAAACAAGAAUUGAUUAUUUAAAAAAAGGCAUAUGAGAGGUCAAAAAUUAUGGUGUACAUUUUCUUACAACUGUGUUCGUCUCCUUAGUUGUCAAAUCAAGACUAAGCCCCCAGGUUUCAUUUCUGAGGAAACCGACCAUCUUCAAUCCUGUGCAAACCAGAAGUGAAAUGAUUGGGGCUUAGUGCGGUUAGUGAAUUUUGUACCUCUCGUUAGAAUAGUCCCUGCGCGCUUCGAUAGUUUUGUACAUACAUUAUGCCAGAGAAUAGACUAUUUGCUUGAAGAGUUUUAGCUUUUGUGUUCUUGCCAAGCGUCUUGCUGAACUUGCAGACGGUUUAAAAAUGAGAAAGAAUUUUGCCCCAAAAUGCAGCGACGGUUCCCGAAAACUUCAAAAAAGAAAUCCUUCAGCACGAAACGGCGGGGAGUCGCUGCUGAAUUCUAGCAGGAAAGGCCGAAAAAAGUAGGUGCUCUCUCAGCUUUUCUUGCCCGUAUUCAGCGGCCUCUCCAUGGGGCCUGUUGUUAAUUUAAUAAAUGUGUACGAGAAGCAAUCAAAA
This is a messenger RNA of Neocloeon triangulifer, 37601 nucleotides long. Its product is annotated as titin-like. The record is from RefSeq and is a predicted model, not a curated record. The transcript is spliced from 82 exons. Gene Ontology annotation, molecular function: protein binding. Lineage: Eukaryota; Metazoa; Arthropoda; Insecta; Ephemeroptera; Baetidae. The coding region runs from base 261 to 36992 and encodes 12243 amino acids.